Messenger RNA from Saccostrea cuccullata (small rock oyster), 582 nucleotides. RefSeq names its product perlucin-like protein. NCBI's taxonomy places the organism in Eukaryota, Metazoa, Mollusca, Bivalvia, Ostreida, Ostreidae. Bases 46 to 528 code for a protein of 160 amino acids. The record is from RefSeq and is a predicted model, not a curated record. The transcript has 5 exons. Gene Ontology annotation, molecular function: signaling receptor activity.
CUGCAUGCACACUGAUAAGAACUUGAAAAAGCUAAAACUGGAGAAAUGCAUUGUAACAGUUUCCUUGUUUUUAUUUUUAUUUGCUGCCUUAAAGACGUAUGGACACAGGACUGUCCCCAGCACUGGGCUAAGCAUGGCUUUUCCUGCUAUCUGUUUAUAAAAGAUGUUCCUGGGGACUUCAUGAAAGCUAAGUCCAUUUGCCAACAACAUGGUUCGAAGUUGGUGGAAAUUGAGACAGCCGACGAAAAUAACUUUCUCCGCUCACAUAUCGUUGGAACCCAUCCACAAAAUGGAUACUGGAUAGGACUUUCUGACAUUGCCAAAGAAGGAGAGUGGGUGUGGCCAUCCACAGGGAGUGUUGCAUCAUUUUAUGACUGGGCACGGUCACCUGUACACCAGCCAGACAACCUCAGUAAUCAGGACUGUGCUAUGUUCUUUACGGGGUUUAAUUUCCACUGGGAUGACAAUACAUGUACUGUCAAAGCGGGAUUCAUCUGCGAAAUUGAAACAGGCCUACUUGUGGGAUGAGAAAAGAAACAUUAUUUUAUAACAAUCUUGCAUUGAAGAUGAAAUAAAACGAGA